GAUUUUUACUCACUAAAUCGCUAUAUAUUCAGCACAGUCGCGCCCGAUUAGUUGUUUUUAUAUAUUCUCGUUGUGUUUAUAUUAACAUUUUUAUGUUAACUUUUAAAUAAUGAGGUACUUCAUAUUUUCUUUGGUAAUGUUCGUUGCAGUAACAUCCGUAACUUUUGCCGAUGAAAAAAAAUACGCACCCAUUUCGCUUGCCGAUCCUGAUGGUGCUGCUUAUCCGUUUUGUAGAUACGAGGAUUGUCUGAAGUUUUGUCAAAAGCACGGCCAUAAGAAUGGCUACUGCUACCAAGAUUACUGCUGGUGUGUCCUUUAAGAACAUUGAAAUUCAUUUUGUUAGUGUAUAGUUCCCAUUUAUUUUUAUUUGUUUUGUUCAUUUCGCUUCUCAGAGAAGAGGCAUAUAUCUUGUCUAGAUUGACUAUGCUACAAAGUAAUAAAUAAUAAAAGGAAACAAUGCUUGCUGUUAAAACGUAACUCGCGUUUAUUUGGAAACUUUUACCUUCAAUAUCGGUUGAAGUUAACGAAGAUAAAUAGGCAAUUUUCCAAUCACAAAAAAUAUUUCUGGAUUUUUAGUUCGUUUUAACAGCUAGAUAAAAGCUUGUUUUUAAAAACGUACCCUUUUCUUAAUUUUUUACUUUUUAGUAUUUAUAACAAAUAACGAGUUUAAUAAUACCAUAAAACUUCUUACUUUAUACAUAAUUAUGAGAUUUUGGUAAAUAUAAACCAUAUAUUAGAUACGUAAAUACGUGAGACAUACUUACAUCUAUAAGCAUCCUUGCUCAAUUGAUUGAAGAAAUGAAGCGUACCUAUAUUUUAGCGUACGUUAAAGAGCUGAAAUUUGAUAUGGUUAUUAUAUUUGAGUGUUUAUUUUAAAUAAAAGUCGACUAACCUAAUCUUUAGAUCCUAGGACCAGAGUAUUUGUCAACAAGAAUCAAACGCAUCCCAACUUGAUGGGUUUGCGUCGAUUUAUUACGGAGUUCCCGUGGCCACCACCCGGCACCAUCAUUAUUUCAGCUCCAUGUCAUUAUAAUUUAUUGUCAUGUUAAACGUCUGCCAUAUUGGAGUUAGAAUGACGUCACUUUGCUCGUUGUAUUUUUCACAUCAAGCCCUUCCAUAUGAUACCCAUAUCAUAGGGCUAACUAUGGAAAUUAUAAAUCGCCAUUCAGCGGCCGCCGCCAUAUUUAAUUUAAGUUAAUUUGCUUAUUUUUUGUCUCUGAUCAACCCCUUCCAUUUAAUGUCCAUAUCAGAGGGGUUACUAUGAUAAAUCGCCUUUUUGUAGCAUCCGCCAUAUUGGAUUCAAAAUGGCGGGAUUUUGUAUUGUCAUGAACCAAGCGUGUAUAUAAAAUUUCAGUGCAACUGGUUAAGGCUAACUGGUUCAAAAUUCAAUUUCAAGAUUAUUCCCACACAUACAGGUAUAUCUACUAACGUUUUAACAUAUACAUAUACCAACAGAUUAAGUUAAAUAUAAACUUGCAAAAUAGACUAUCUGUAUAUUGCCUUGAGUUAUCGGUCAUAUUUCUGACUAAAGGGCAAGAAAAGCUUAGGAAUACAAGAAAAAAAUUAUUAAUUUUUGUUUCUUUCAAUACACAGAAAGUGAUAAA
Molecule: messenger RNA, 1604 nt
Organism: Acanthoscelides obtectus
Lineage: Eukaryota; Metazoa; Arthropoda; Insecta; Coleoptera; Chrysomelidae
Source: the annotation of a GenBank genome assembly